Molecule: messenger RNA, 1055 nt
Organism: Toxotes jaculatrix (banded archerfish)
Lineage: Eukaryota; Metazoa; Chordata; Actinopteri; Toxotidae
Product: granzyme G
Exons: 5
Coding region: 63-797 (244 amino acids)
Biological process (GO): proteolysis
Molecular function (GO): serine-type endopeptidase activity
Source: RefSeq, a predicted model, not a curated record
CUGAACUUGUGAGUGAUGCGUUCCACUGUUCUUCUGCAGCUCAGACAGACUGUGAUCUCGCCAUGUUUAUCCACUGUGAGCUGGUGAUGCUGAUACUUGCACUGACUCUUGAUGGUCAAGUUCACACAGGGCAAAUCUAUGGAGGCCACGAGGUUGUACCACAUAGCAGGCCAUACAUGGUGCUUUUGGAGCAGCACAUGGAGGAUGGCAGUAAAAAACACUGUGGUGGCUUCCUCCUGAAUGAGGAUUUUGUGAUGACUGCAGCCCACUGCAAAGCCAAGUCCUACACAGUUUUACUUGGAGUUCACAAUGUCCAUGAAAAUCAUAACAUACAGCGUAUAUCUGUGAAAGAAGUAUUUCCAAAUAAAGACUACAAUGAAACUGAAUUAAAAAAUGACAUAAUGCUUCUUAAGUUGAGCUCCAAGGCAACUUUCAGCAAAAAUGUGAGCCCCAUUCCUCUCGCAGGCAAUGACCAUGGCUCACUGCCAAAAUCAUGUAUAGUCUCUGGCUGGGGAAGAAGCGACAAAAACGUAAAGUAUAUGUCUGCGGUGCUCAUGGAAGUCAAUGUAACACUCAUUGAAAAUAAGCACUGUGCUGCAGAUAAGUUCUACUGCUCUGAGGGAGAGACUGGACCAGCUGAGGGAGACUCUGGUGGUCCAUUGGUCUGCAACGAUGGAAAGGCGUACGGGGUGGUGUCCUUCACCUUCACACCAAAGUCAGGUGGACCACAUCUACAUGGCUAUGCCAAGAUAUCUGAUCACAGGAGCUGGAUCAGUUUGGUCACAAACAUUCCCUAAUGCAUGUAAUACUUGACUGAUAAGAACACAACAUUUGAAUUUAUAGAUUUUUUUUGUGUAACACUGCAGUGCUUAAGUGUUGAUGAUUGAAAUGCUUGUAAUAGCAUUGAUUCUGACUGGAUUUGCUUGAUUGAGAUAGAUUUAGUCAAAAUUUGCUUUGAUGAUAGCAAAUGAUUCAAGUCUUUAUUUGGAAAGCUGAGUCAAAAUAAAUGAUAUAAAUGUAUGUACACUUCUCUGCUUGAGCAUGGAUUAAAUCAA